Molecule: messenger RNA, 6775 nt
Organism: Sus scrofa (pig)
Lineage: Eukaryota; Metazoa; Chordata; Mammalia; Artiodactyla; Suidae
Gene: MTCL1
Product: microtubule crosslinking factor 1
Biological process (GO): regulation of autophagy; microtubule bundle formation; establishment or maintenance of epithelial cell apical/basal polarity
Cellular component (GO): apicolateral plasma membrane; lateral plasma membrane; microtubule bundle
Molecular function (GO): microtubule binding
Source: RefSeq, a predicted model, not a curated record
GACAGUGAUGAGCGGGCGCGCGGGGAGGCUGCACGCCGCUGCCGCCGCCGCCGCCUGGAGCAUCAGCCGCCCGAGCUGCUGCUCGCCGCCGGGGCCCCGGCCAUGGAGACGCUGAACGGCCCCGCGGGCGGCGGCGCCCCAGACGCUAAGCCGCAGCCGCCCAGCCAGCACCACCGCCACCACCACCUCCACCCGCUGGCCGAGCGGAGGCGGCUGCACCGCGCGCCCUCGCCUGCCAGACCCUUUCUCAAGGACCUGCACGGGCGGCCUGCGGCCCGCCCGGUCGCCCCCUCUUCGGGCCGAGCCGCGGCGCCCGCCGCCCCGCGCUCGCCCAGCCUCGCGGGCAAGGCGCCGCCCUCGCCGGGGCCCUUGGCCGCGCCCGGCCGCCUCUCCCGGCGCAGCGGCGGCGCCCCUAGCGCGAAGGACAAGCCGCCGCCGGGCGCCGGGGCCAGGGCAGCGGGCGGCGCCAAGGCCGCUCCGGGCCCCAGGAGGGCGGCGCGCGCGGUGCCCGCCGAGCCGCUGCCCCGGGUAGGGAAGCCGCCUCCCGGGGCCGAGCCGCCGUCCGCCGCUGCCAAGAGCCGAAAAGCCAAACGCGGCUCCGGGGCGGCUCCCGCCCGCACCACCGGGCCCCUGGUCCCCGCCGUCCCGGUCCCGGCCGUGAUCCUCGCCGUGACCUCCGUGGCCGGCUCGCCGGCCCCCGGCUCGCGCAUCAGCCACACCGACAGCAGCUCCGACCUCUCCGACUGCCCAUCCGACCCCCUGUCAGACGAGCAGCGCCUACUCCCUGCCGCCAGCAGCGACGCCGAGUCCGGCACAGGCUCCAGCGACCGGGAACCCCUGCGAGGAGCUCCCGCAACAAGCCGCGCAGCUCGGGGGGCGCCGCCGGGCAGCCCGGAGCCCCCUGCCCUUCUCGCCGCGCCCACCGCCGCCAGCGCCUGCCUUGCGGGACGGAGCAGCCCGAGUGGGGUCCUUGUGGAGGAUGCCGGGGGGCGCGCGCCGCUGGAGCGAAUGGUCCCUGGGACCCCCAAGGAGCGCGGCCAGGGCGAGCAGCCCCGGCUGGUGCAGGCGGCGGAGGAGGAGGAGCUGCUGCGGGAGAUGGAGGAGCUGCGCUCGGAGAACGACUAUCUCAAGGAUGAGUUGGAUGAACUCCGUGCUGAAAUGGAAGAGAUGAGGGACAGUUACUUGGAAGAAGAUGUUUACCAGCUGCAGGAGCUGCGGCGGGAGUUGGACCGUGCCAAUAAAAACUGCCGAAUCCUGCAGUACCGCCUCAGGAAAGCAGAGCAGAAGAGUCUGAAAGUGGCUGAGACUGGGCAGGUGGAUGGCGAGCUCAUCCGAAGUCUGGAGCAGGACUUAAAGGUCGCCAAAGAUGUGUCCGUCAGACUGCACCAUGAGCUUGAAACUGUGGAGGAAAAGAGAGCGAAAGUGGAAGAUGAGAAUGAAACUCUCCGACAGCAGAUGAUUGAAGUGGAAAUCUCCAAACAGGCCCUUCAGAACGAGCUGGAGAGGCUGAAGGAGAGUUCCCUGAAGAGAAGAGGUAGCCGGGAAACAUACAAAGAAAAGAAGGCCUUCACCCAGGAUGACAGUGCCGACCUGAAAUGCCAGCUCCAGUUUGCCAAGGAGGAGGGCUCGCUGAUGCUCAGGAAGAUGGCUAGGCUGGGACGGGAGAAGGACGGGCUGGAGCAGGAGCUGCAGAGGUACAAGGCCCUCUACGGGGAGGUGGACAGCCCCCUCCCCACAGGGGAGGCCGGUGGGCCACCCAGCACCCGGGAGGCGGAGCUGAAGCUGCGGCUGAAGCUGGUGGAGGAGGAGGCCAACAUCUUGGGCCGCAAGAUCGUGGAGCUGGAGGUGGAGAACCGGGGCCUCAAAGCGGAGAUGGAAGACCUGCGGGGCCAGCACGAGCGUGAGGCUGUGGGCCGGGACCCCCUCCCCGGCCUUCCUACCUCCCCCUUCGGUGACUCCCUGGAGUCUUGCACUGAGCUGCGCAGACACCUGCAGUUCGUGGAGGAGGAGGCGGAACUGCUGCGGAGGUCCAUCUCCGAGAUCGAGGACCACAACCGGCAGCUGACGCACGAGCUGAGCAAGUUCAAGUUCGACCCGCGGCCAGAGCCUGGCUGGCUGGCUGAGGGCGCCAGGGGGUUGCCCCUGCAGGACGAGCUGCAGGCGGCGCGGCUGCAGAUCAGUGAGCUGAGCGGGAAGGUGCUGACGCUGCAGCAUGAGAACCGUGUGCUGCUGUCCGCCCAGCGCUGCGCCCCAAGCCCCCGUGACAGCGAUGCUGACAGCGAUGCGGGCAAGAAGGAGAGCGAUGGGGAGGAUGGCCGGCCACCUCAGCCCCGGCGGGAGGGCCCCAUUGGCGGUGAGAGCGACUCGGAAGAGACCUUUGAGAAAACAUCGGGCUUCAGCAGUGGGAAGCCAUCGGAGGCCAGUGAGUGCCCGGCAGAGCUGCUGAGGGCCCGAGAGGACUCAGAACGCCUGGCGAGCAUCAGGCAUGAGGCCGAGCGGCUGGAGCGGACGGUGGAGCGCAUCAUCGCUGACACCGAUGGCUUCGAGGACACGGUGCUGCAGGGCAGCGAGACCUCGCCCGGGGCCGGGGAGAGGGGAGCGGGGGCGGACAAGGCGCCCCAGCUGCUGGGGACCCUGAACACGAGGAUGAAGGCUUUCAGGACAGAGCUCCAGGCCUUCCUGGAGCAGGUGGAACGGCUGGGGGAUGGCCUGAGGGAGCGGCUGGAGGGCCUGUCCCCGCUGCCCCACCUCACCGAGUCGUCCAGCUUCCUGUCCACUGUGACCUCCGUAUCCCGGGACUCCCCAGUCGGGAACCUGGGGAAGGAGCUGGGCCCGGACCUGCAGUCCAAACUGAGAGAUCAGAUGGAGUGGCAGGAACGAGGGGAGGAGCGAGGGCACCCGCAUCUCCGAGCCGCACGGGAACUGCACCGCCGAGCCGACGGGGACGCUGGGAGCUGCCGGCCUGGAGCCCAGAGCUGCUUCAACCUGGAGAUGGCAGAGGAGCACCUCUGUGCCCUGAGGUGGAAGGAGCGAGAGAUGCAGGAGCGAACCUGGGCCGACGAGAGGCCUCUGGUACAGCAGGAGCUGCGGGCCCUGAAGCAGCAUGUCUUCCUCUUCUACGUCAAGCUCAGGUGGCUGCUGAGACGCUGGCGGCAGGGGAAGCAGCUGGAGGAGGAGGCGGACGACUCCACCGAGUUUCAGAGCGAGCUUCCAGAGACCUUUCCCAGGCUCGGGGAGCUUGGGGUCCAGGGGGACCCCAAGCUGGAUGGUCCAGACCAAGAUGAUGACGGGCCAGGCUGUGGCUUCUCGCUGGGGGAGCAGAUUGCUGAGCAUGGAUCAUGGCUGCAGCCCACAGACGGGGGACAGCCACACAGGCAGAUGGCGGAGAACCAGCCGCUGUUCUGUGCGCUCAAGGCGCUGCUGGAGGACCUGCGCUCAGAGCUGCGGGAGGAUGUGCGUGCGCGGCGGCGGCUGCAGCAGCAAUACGCCGGCGACAAGGCUGCCUGGGACGUGGAGUGGGCCGCGCUCACGUGCCGCCUGGAGCAGCUGGAAGCAAAGACGGAGAAGAGCUUGGGAGACAUGGGCUCCAACGCCGACAGCAAAGGGGCGUUCAGGAAGGAGAGGGAGGCACACCAGAAGCUCCUGGCAGAUAGUCACGGGCUGGUCAUGGACCUGCGCUGGCAGAUCCACCACAAUGAGAAGAACUGGAACCGGGAGAAGGUGGAGCUCCUGGACCGCCUAGACCGGGAGCGGCGGGAGUGGGGGCGGCAGGAGAAGGAACUGCUGUGGAGGAUCGAACAGCUGCAGAAAGAACACAGUCCCCGGAGAGGUGGCAGCUUCCUCCGUGAUCAAAACGAAGGUGACGACCACUCCUGUGCCCACGCAGGGAUGUGGCCAUGCUCGGAUGCCGACUCCACUGCCUUUGAGGACCGGCCGCUGUCCAAGCUGAAGGAGUCCGACAGGUGCUCGGCCCGGGAGAACCUCUACUUGGAUGCCCUGUCUCUGGAUGAUGAGCCCGAGGAGCCCCUGGCCCAUGGGCCACAGAGGGAGUUCAGGAACUGCUUCCCUGAGGAAGAAGAAAAUCACAAGGGAAAUCUUCAAAGGGCUGUGUCCGUGUCGUCCAUGUCAGAGUUCCAGCGCCUGAUGGAUGGCUCGCCCUUCCUGCCAGAGAAGGGCCUGCCAGCGGCCAGCAACAAGGAGGAUAUCACCCCACCCCUCUCCCCUGACGACCUCAAGUACAUCGAGGAGUUCAACACCAAGAGCUGGGACGAUGGGCCCCCAGACCCCUGGGCGGACAGGACUGAGGGGGUGCGAGAGGGGCCCGAGUUUGGUGCCGAGCCUUUCCCUGAAUCUUCUUGGUACCUCACCACGAGUGUCACCCUGACCACGGACACCAUGACCAGCCCGGAGCACUGCCAGAAGCAGCCCCUGAGGAGCCUGGUCUGCACCGAGCAGGCCGGGGUGAGGGUGCUGCACAGCCCACCUGCCGUGCGCAGGCUGGAUGGGAUCAUGGCGGCAGGUGGCGAGGGCAGGGUCCGCGGGAGCCCAGGGGACACCAAGGGGGGCCUCUCAGAACAAGUGCUUAGCAGGUGGCCUUGUGCCGCCUCCAGGCACCCCCGGGACUACACGGAGGGGGGGCUUCAGCCCCUUGACAGUGCCCUGGGCAACCCCCUAGGUUUCUCCUCCUCUCUGCACAGCCUGGAGAUGUCCAAGAACAUGAGUGACGACAUGAAGGAGGUGGCCUUCUCCGUCAGGAACACCGUCUGCUCUGGCCCAGGUGAGCCUCCAGUCAAGGACAUAGCCUGUCAGACCAACGGGUCCCGGACGACGGGGACACAGACUGUUCAGACCAUCAGCAUCGGCCUGCAGACCGAGGCCCUGCGGGGCAGCGCCAUCACCAGCAGCCCCCACAAGUGUCUCACGCCCAAGGCAGGCAGUGGUGCCACCCCCGCAUCCUCUCCAUCACGCGGCCUCAGGAGCAGGCAGGUGGCCCCAGCCAUCGAGAAGGUGCAGGCCAAGUUUGAACGCACGUGCUGCUCCCCCAAGUAUGGGUCUCCCAAGCUGCAGAGGAAGCCCCUCCCUAAAGCUGAGCAGCCAAAUAGGACUUCCCCAGGGCUGGGGCAGAAGGGGUGCAGUGAGUCAGCCUGGGCCCGCUCCACCACCACGCGGGAGAGCCCUGUGCACACCGCCAUCAACGAUGGCCUCUCCAGCCUCUUCAACAUCAUCGACCACAGCCCUGUGGUGCAGGACCCCUUCCAGAAGGGGCUGCGGGCUGCCAGUCGGUCUCGCUCAGCAGAGCCCCGGCCAGAACUGGGCCCAGGCCAGGAAACCAGCCCCAGCUCCCGGGGACGGUCACCCAGCCCCAUCGGGGGCGGCUCUGAGACGUGCAGGGAGGAAGGGGGCGAGAGCACGCCUGUGAGGCAGGACCUGUCUGCUCCCCCCGGCUAUACACUCACUGAGAACGUCGCCCGGAUCCUCAACAGGAAGCUGUUGGAACACGCCUUAAAGGAGGAGCGGAGGCAGGCUGCCCACGGCGCCCCCAGUCUCAGCGGAGACAGCCAUGGGGGAGAAGCGGUCAGAGCCGAGCCAGUGUCCAUCGAGGAACUACCUUGUUCUGCACUAGCUCCAUCCCUAGAACCCUGCUUCUCCAGGCCCGAGAGACCAGCAAACCGUCGCCCUCCGUCCCGUUGGGCCCCACAUUCCCCCACUGCCUCACCAGUUCCGUCACCCGGGGACCCGACCUCCUUGGAGGAGCUAGGCGAUGAGGAGCCACGGGAGAAGCCACACCUGUGAUGCAGGUUCUCAUGGAUAAUCCGGAAUAAUUCACUGUAAUUUGCAACACCAUGCCGUCAUCAACCGAACUCUGCCCCCAAAAGGAGAGAUCUGGUUUUCUCAAGGUCAAAGAAUGUUUUUUUUAAAAAAUUACACAGCUGCUGAAUGUUCAACCUGUGAACCUGAGAUGUUUCUAGAAUGAAACAGUCAAUGUGCCUGUAAGAACUUAAUUUUUUUCAUAGCUCAGAAAACUAUUUUUGUCUCCAUCUUUUUUUACACACAGUAUAUUAAAGGUAAAUAAGAUAUAAAUAAAUUUAAAAAAGGAGUAAGUUUUAAAGAUGUACAUUUUACGAGAUUCUGAAUACCCUCACUCUCGGUACCGACUGCCUCUCUGUUAAAUUUGCACUGUUAACAUUCUGGUUUGGUUUAUUUCCACAUUGUUUUAAGUUAAUUUCAUUUUGUCAAUUGUUCUUGUUUAAGAAUUUCUGAAAUGCUUCAGACUGUCUGAUUCAGUGGACUUUUUGUAAUGAAAAAACCGUCUGACACCGGCAGACAGGGCAGAUCUCCUGUAGCCUGAAGGAUGGAAGGCAGCAUCCUGGAAGAGGCACUGAGGCCUCUGCUGGGCUCCCACACUCGCUGUGCAAUCCACAUGUUCUUCUCUGCCUGCACGUCUUGGGGCUCAAAGCACUGGGUGCAUGUACAUACCGCCACGGGGUCCCCCCACCGCCUCCGUGAGUCCUGUCCCACGUGACACGCCGUCAGCUCCCUUCUGCACUGUCACUGUUGUCCUCGUGCACCAAUGAUACAACAGCAAGGCAUUUUUUUACUUAUUGUUAAAAGAUUAACUGGCAUUAUACAGUGUUUACUCAAAAUUUUUCUUGUUUAAGGAAAAACACUACAAAAAGUCAUGAGGAAGCCAAAUGGAAAGAGAGGGUGGUGCCUCAGAGUCUGUAUGAGACAAUGAUGAAGAAAUAAAGCCUUUCCAAGUCGGUGCCUGUAGGAC